This is a messenger RNA of Rotaria sordida, 1032 nucleotides long. The record is from the annotation of a GenBank genome assembly. NCBI's taxonomy places the organism in Eukaryota, Metazoa, Rotifera, Eurotatoria, Philodinida, Philodinidae.
AUGAUGAUGGACAAUGCAAAACAUCAUCAGCAACAAGUUGUUCAAUUAAAUAAUGCAAAUCCACAAAAUGUUAAUAAUAAAUCAGCAGGAGAAAUUGAAAAUUUUCUUACUAUACGUUUACUUAUGCAAGGCAAAGAAGUUGGCAGCAUCAUUGGAAAACGUGGUGAUAAUAUAAAAGCAAUUCGAGAAGAAAGUGGUGCUCGUAUUAAUAUUAGUGAUGGUACAACACCAGAACGUAUUGUUACUAUGGUUGGCACUAUAGAAACAUUAUCAAAAGCGUUCGAUAUGAUAUGUCAAAAAUUUGAAGACGAUUUAAAACAAACAUGUACAACAAUUCCUCCAAUUACAUUACGACUUGUUGUACCUGCAAGUCAAUGUGGUUCAAUUAUUGGUAAAGGUGGUGCAAAAAUAAAAGAGAUUCGUGAGACAACAGGUGCAUCAGUGCAAGUUGCAUCAGAGAUGUUACCAACAUCAACUGAACGUGCUGUUACAAUCUCAGGUAGACUUGAAUCAAUUGAAUCUUGUUUUCGACAAAUAUGUCAAAUUAUGCUUGAAUCGCCACCCAAAGGUGAAACAGUCCCGUAUAGACCUAAAAUGAUGAUAUCACCUGUUCAUGCACCAAUCAUUUUUGCUAAUGGACAAGCUUAUCAAGUUCAAGGUCAAUUUGCUAUUCCUUUACCACCAAAUGAAUUAAAUGCAUUUGGACCAAUGGCUUCUCUUGGACCUGGUUUACCUUUACAAGCUGCACCUUUAAUGCCAAAUGGUCUUCCAGCAAAUCGUGCAACAUUACAAUCACAACGUGAAAUAACGAUUGCUAAUGAUCUUAUUGGUUGUAUAAUUGGUCGUGGUGGACAAAAAAUAUCAGAAAUUAGACAAGCAUCUGGAGCUAAUAUCAAAAUAGCUGAUCUUGAUGAAGGUUCACAAGAUCGACAUGUAACAAUAUCUGGUACGCCUGAACAAAUACAAUUAGCAGAAUUUUUAAUUCAUUCAAGAAUUGCUUCCGAAAUUGGUGGGAUUUUAAUAACUCAUUGA